Molecule: messenger RNA, 2031 nt
Organism: Equus quagga
Lineage: Eukaryota; Metazoa; Chordata; Mammalia; Perissodactyla; Equidae
Gene: LSP1
Product: lymphocyte specific protein 1
Exons: 12
Coding region: 262-1575 (437 amino acids)
Biological process (GO): signal transduction; muscle contraction
Molecular function (GO): actin binding; calmodulin binding; myosin binding
Source: RefSeq, a predicted model, not a curated record
GCUGUGGAGGGGCCUGGCUUUUGUCUGAGAGGCUCCGAGGAGGCCUAGGAGAGAUUAGAUCAUGCGCUGGCAGGGCUGCCGAGACCACGGGGCCAGCCCAGCCCGGCCAGGGGACGGAGGCCCAGAAGGAGCGGGCUGCGGGGUCAGGCAGCGGACACGGGCAGGAAGGAACUGAGACCCUGGCUUGGGGCAGUGAACCCCGUAGAAGCAGAGACCGGGGGCUCUCUCUCUGGCUCCGGCGGAACUGGGGGAGGCAGGGCCAUGCCGGCCAGACGAGGCCUGUGGUGCCCACUGGACACCAGUGGUCCGACAUCUGCUGGGCCAGGGCCAGAGUGCACAGGCUCUGGACCCCCGUCCCAGGCAGACCUGUGCAGUUCAGAGGGAGGGACCCGGAGCAAGCAUGGCUGUCAGCAUGCUGUGGGAAGAAGCUCUCCUGGUCAUGGCUAUGCGGUCCAGGGAGCCAGACUGGUGGAAGAGAACGGAGGAUCUGAUCCCAUCCUUGGCUUUCUCCAUGCCUGUCUGGACGCGGGAGCCCCCUCCAGGGAGCCUCCUGCCAGGGGGCACGUGCUAUCCAGGCUCACCACUCAGUGGAGCGUGGAAGAUGAAGAAGAGGCCGCGAGGGAGAGGCGCCGGAGAGAGAGGGACAGGCAGCUGCGGGCCCAGGACGAGGACGGAGAUGGCCAGUCCCCGGAACAGCCAGAGCAGGAGAAACUCCUCAGCCUGAAGCCCUCCGAGGCCCCCGAACUGGACGAGGAUGAGGGUUUCGGUGACUGGUCGCAGAAGCCGGAGCAGCGGCAGCAGCACUCCGGAGCUGGGGAGCCUGUGGAUGGCGGGGCGCCCCCUCGGGCUGAGAGUCCGGAGGGGGAGCAGGAGGAGGACAGGCCCCACCAGCAUGGUCCCGGGAACGAGGAUGGUGACAAGCUGAGCCCAGCUGGGGUCAGCCUGGAGGAGUUGCGUCUGAGCCAUGGGUCAGAGCCCCAGGACGAGACAGAGCCCAGAGGCCCAGAGGGGACCAGCCAAGGCCUGGCAGAGGCUGAGGAGGCAGAGGAGCAGCACCAGAAAUGUCAGCAGCCCAGGGCACCCAGCCCCUUGGUCCUGGAGGAGACGACCGAACAGGGCUCACCUCCCCUGAGCCCCAGCAUCAAACUCAGUGACAGAACCGAGUCCCUGAACCGCUCCAUCAAGAAGAGUAACAGUGUGAAGAAGUCCCAGCCAGCCCUGCCCAUCUCCAAGAUUGAUGAGCGGCUGGAGCAGUACACCCAGGCCAUCGAGACUGCUGGCCGGACCCCCAAGCUAGCCCGCCAGCCCUCCAUUGAGCUGCCCAGUAUGGCCGUGGCAAGUACCAAGAGCCGGUGGGAGACGGGAGAGGUGCAGGCUCAGUCCGCCGCCAAGGCCCCCUCCUGCAAGGAUAUUGUAGCUGGAGACAUGAGCAAGAAAAGCCUCUGGGAGCAGACAAGUGGCUCCAAGACGUCGUCGACAGUUAAGAGCACCCCGUCUGGGAAGAGGUACAAGUUUGUGGCCACCGGACACGGGAAAUAUGAGAAGGUGCUCGUAGACGAGGGCUCGGCACCCUAGGCCGCCCUUCUCGCUUUCCCGCCACUGCAGUGCAGGCUGAGCUCCCUCCGUGCUCCCAGGGGAGAGUCCAGCCGGAUGCCCACCCUGGCCUGCCGAAGAAGCUGCUUCCAUCACCUGCUUGGCCUGCCCACGCCCCUCCAACACCCGCCACCACCACCACCUCUUUGCUCCUGGACCCUCCACCUUCUCUCCCCUCCCAUUGUCUGACCAUGCCCCCCCAGCCUGGCUCUGCCUCUUAUAAGCUCAGGCUGGCAGCUGGCUAAAGGGACCCCCUCCCCCAGAGAAGCCAAGAACUCCCAAGGAAGGUGCAGCCUGUGCAGAGAGAGGGCAUCUGUGGGGGACCUCAUGGUCAAGAGCCAGUGACACCUGAGCUGGAUGCUUAGGCCCUGCAUCCUUCUCUGCCCCCUGCUUGCAGACCAAUCCAUUUUGUGCAAUAAAGCUCCUCGUGUGUCCCCA